ACCAAAGCAAAAUGACGUAAAUCAGGAAAUGCUUGUGCUCCACACACCACCUGAGAAGACAGCAAACAGCAGAGGUGUCGUCGGAACAUGGAGGCGGAGAAAGAAGACGAGGAUGAAGCAUCUCCUGAAGAGUACGUCGCCCUGUCAGACUUCAUUGGAGGAGGCAGUGACCAGCUCAGUUUCAGCUCAGGAGACAGGCUGGUCGUCCACUCCAAGCCUUCAGCGGAGUGGUGGUGGGCAGCUCUGCAGGGGGUCCCGGGUUACGUCCCUGCCAGCUACCUGCGUCUGGUUACUGCGGAGGAGGAGGAGGAGGAGGAGGAGGACGUCUCUUCGGAGGACCCAUGGCAGGAUGAGGAGUACUUCGGCAGCUAUGGGACACUGAGGCUUCACCUGGAGAUGUUGUCAGACAAGAGUCGCACUGAGACGUACCGGCAGGUUAUUCUCAGCAACAGCGCUUCUCUGAAGAACAAGGUGGUGAUGGACCUCGGCUGUGGGACCGGCAUCAUCAGUUUAUUCUGCGCUCAGCUGGCUCAACCCUCAGUGGUGUAUGCUGUAGAGGCGAGCUCCAUGGCCGACUACACGAGACAGCUGGUGAAGCAGAACGGAUGUGAGGAGGUGGUCACGGUGCUGCAGGGGCGAGCUGAGGAGAUCGAGCUGCCAGAGCAGGUGGACGUCCUGGUGUCUGAGUGGAUGGGUAACUGCCUCCUGUUUGAGUUCAUGGUGGAGUCAGUUCUGCAGGCCAGGGACCGCUGGCUCCGAGACGGCGGCGUCAUGUGGCCUUCCUCCGCAGCCCUCACCCUGGUGCCAUGUCAAGCUGACAGCUAUUACACCGAGAAGAUGGCCUUCUGGGAACGGCCCUAUGGCCUAGACUUCACCCCUCUUCAACCUUUGGCACAGCAGGAGUUCUUCACCAAGCCCAAGUUCAGCCACCUCAUUGAGCCCGACGACUGCCUCACUACCCCCUGCGACGUCAUCUGCCUGGACAUGUACACUUUGCAAGUGAGAGACCUGGAGGAAAUGAAGGGCCAGUUUCAUUUUUGUGUGGAAAAGUCUGGUGUUUUUCAUGGAUUCACUGCCUGGUUCACUGUUCAUUUUGAGAGCCUGGAGGCAGGAGGUGCAGCAGUGGAGCUGAACACAGGACCCGACUCUGAGCCAACACACUGGAAGCAGACUCUUUUCAUGCUGGACAGGCCGGUCAGCGUAUGUGCCGGAGACUCCAUCAGUGGAAGCAUUGUCCUGCACAGAAACCCCGUCUGGAGACGCCACAUGACCGUGACCCUGCAGUGGAGCAUUAACAGCAGCACAGAGGAUACAGAUAACUGCCAGGCUGGAACAAAGAGUUUCCCCAUGUGGAGGUGACAUACUCUCACCCGUCAAGAGCGGAGAUCCACAGAAAACCGCCCAGUACAUCGUCUGUUCAGCUGUGAGCUGCUGCUGACCUGGAAUUAAUGUUGCCAUCAGGAUGACAGUGAAAGGAGGGUCAUCUGGCAGCACAUGUAGAUGUGCAACGAUAACUCCAUAGCUACAGGUCCAGGUGAUGCAGCACACUAUGAGCCAUGCUGUAAGAGCAGGUUUACACAGACAACUCUGGAGCUACACUAAAUGGAUUCGGUGGGAAAAGAUCAGUGACGUACCGGGGAUGUUGACAACUGUAACACCAAAUAGAUUUUCACAGAGUUCGGGCCACAACACUAUGCUUUUAUGUCCGUUGUACUAAAUAUGCAUAUUGUCCUACAAUAAGCAUUUCAUGUACAUUAUAAUUUGUGCGUACAUACCACUGGGCUUGUGUGGAUUUAACAAAGCAACAGAUUAACCAUGAAUUACAAUGGUUUCAAUGUUGGACCUUUUUUCAUUGAAAGAUUAAAGUGAACAAUGUAUUCCACUGAUACAUUACAAAUGUAAAUCAGAUUUUUGUGCUAAAAUAUGCAUUAAAAACACAACAGUGUAAUGCUCACAAAGACAUUUUUUCACAAUUAAAUUAUGAAUAAAAUAACUGUACAAUUAGGUUGUUGAUGUAAAUUAAAUUACAGCAUUUUAGGAGUUAUUAAACUACUAAUUUGCUCUUUU
Messenger RNA from Acanthochromis polyacanthus (spiny chromis), 2067 nucleotides. RefSeq names its product protein arginine methyltransferase 2 (gene prmt2). The transcript is spliced from 10 exons. Lineage: Eukaryota; Metazoa; Chordata; Actinopteri; Pomacentridae. Bases 88 to 1359 code for a protein of 423 amino acids. Gene Ontology annotation, cellular component: nucleus. The record is from RefSeq and is a predicted model, not a curated record. Gene Ontology annotation, molecular function: protein-arginine N-methyltransferase activity; protein binding. Gene Ontology annotation, biological process: peptidyl-arginine methylation.